Aspergillus wentii DTO 134E9 is the source of this 2049-nucleotide messenger RNA. RefSeq names its product biotin--[acetyl-CoA-carboxylase] ligase BPL1. Gene Ontology annotation, biological process: protein modification process. The record is from RefSeq and is a predicted model, not a curated record. The transcript is spliced from 5 exons. NCBI's taxonomy places the organism in Eukaryota, Fungi, Ascomycota, Eurotiomycetes, Eurotiales, Aspergillaceae. Gene Ontology annotation, cellular component: cytoplasm. Gene Ontology annotation, molecular function: biotin--[biotin carboxyl-carrier protein] ligase activity. The coding region runs from base 1 to 2049 and encodes 682 amino acids.
AUGACAACAGUGACACCCAACAUAACCGGGAAGAAGGUCAACGUCCUUGUCUAUUCCGGCAAUGGAACUACCGUCGAAUCCGUCCGACACUGUCUCUACUCCCUCCGCCGCCUUCUUGCCCCCCACUAUGCCGUGAUCCCCGUCACGGGCGACAUGCUCAUCAGAGAGCCAUGGACGCUCACUUGCGCAUUACUUGUGAUCCCCGGCGGAGCAGAUCUAGGAUACUGCCGAACACUCAAUGGCGUUGGUAAUAGAAGAAUUGAACAGUUCGUCCAGAGAGGAGGCGCUUACUUGGGCUUCUGCGCGGGGGGCUACUACGGCUGCCAUCGGUGUGAGUUCGAGGUUGGCGACAAGACCAUGCAGGUUAUUGGGGAGCGGGAGCUUUCUUUCUUUCCCGGGACAUGCCGAGGAGGGGCGUUCGAGGGGUUCGUCUACCACAGUGAGGGUGGAGCGCGAGCGGCCGAGCUCAAGGUAUCCAAGGAUGCAUUGAGUGUUGGAACUGUGCCGGAUGUCUUUCGGGCUUAUUACAAUGGAGGUGGCGUGUUUGUCGAUGCAUCGAAAUAUGCCGAUAAAAAAGUGGAGGUUCUUGCCAGCUACACAGAAGAACUCAACGUUGACCCUGGCGAAGGCGCUGCUGCUGUUAUCUACCGCAAGAUUGGGGAGGGAGCCGCUAUUCUGACCAGCCCACACCCAGAGUUCGCAGCUGCCAAUCUCGAUAGGAACGCCAAUGGUCCGGAAUAUGCCAAACUGGUGGACGCUCUGGCUGCCGACGACAAGUCUAGGACCGACUUUCUGAAGGCUUGCUUGUCCAAGCUGGGCCUACAAGUCAGCCAGGAUACUACGACUGUCCCUUCUUUAUCCUCCUUGCACCUGUCUGCGGCCGAUCCGGCUGACACGGAGACGUUCUUGUCAUCGCUUGAUGAUGUGAUUACCAAGGAUGGAAAAGAAAAGUACCUGAAGGAUGAAAACGAUACCUUUCGUAUCGAGAAAUAUGGAGUGUGGAGUAUGGAAAAACUGGAGGAAUCCCUUCCUGAUGAUUCGAAGGAAAGCCCAAAGGACGCUGCUGAACCAGGGAUUGUGGAUUACAACGCGAUUCUCAAACGCCUUGUCGUUCACGACGAGCUGCCAUCUUCGAAAAUCACGCCUUAUUUCAACCACCAUUCCUUUUACUCUAACCUGAAGCAAUACCAAUCCCAAUCAAGGGAGGGGGCUUCAGAAUUCGGUUCGCAUAUCAUGUACGGCGAGGUCAUCACCAGCACGAAUACUAUUCUAGAAAAGAAUGCCCAGUUGCUUCGGCGGUUGCCGAAUGGCUUCACAGCAACGGCGACAACCCAGAUUGCUGGAAGAGGACGAGGCUCCAACGUCUGGGUGUCCCCAGCAGGAUCUCUUAUUUUCUCAACGGUGGUGCGCCAUCCGGUCGAAAAGUUACAAUCCGCACCUGUCAUUUUCAUCCAGUACUUGGCAGCAAUGGCCAUUGUGAAAGGGAUCAAGAGUUAUGAUAAGGGCUACGAGAAUUUACCGGUUAAGCUCAAGUGGCCCAACGACGUCUAUGCAUUGGACCCGGAAAACCCGGAGAAGCAAAAGUAUACCAAAAUUUGCGGGAUCCUGAUCAACUCGCAUUUCUCUGGAAAUGAAUACAUCUCCGUGGUGGGAAUUGGCAUCAAUGCCACCAAUACAUCGCCCACAACAUCUCUGAACGCGCUGGUCUCUCGCUUCCUUCCGAACAGACCAGCACCCGUCACUCUUGAGAAGCUGCUUGCGCGAAUCCUCACUACGUUUGAGGAAAUGUACAUCCGGUUCCUCCGGACAGGAUUCGACAAAGGCUUCGAGGAUAUCUACUACAGCGACUGGCUGCACAUGCACCAGGUGGUGACGUUGGAGGAAGAAGGGGGAGCCAGAGCGCGGAUCAAGGGAAUCACACGGGACUAUGGACUAUUGCUGGCGGAAGAGUUGGGGUGGAACGAUCGUCCCACGGGGAGAGUGUGGCAGCUGCAGAGUGACAGUAACAGCUUUGACUUUUUCCGGGGGUUGGUAAAGCGGAAGAUUUGA